GAAUCGAAGUUGUAAAGGAGGCGAUAAGAAAAUUACGCUUUUCUCAGCAACUGCGUAAAAGUGAAAAUGGAGGAAAAACUCGUAAAGUUGAGUUGACGAUUAGCGUAGAUGGCGUUGCCAUACAGGAACCCAGAACGCACAUCAUCCUUCAUCAGUUCCCUUUGCACAGGAUUUCGUAUUGUGCCGAUGAUAAGGGAGAAAAGAAAUUUUUCUCGUUUAUCGCAAAACAACAACAAAAUCAAGAGAACGAUCAGGAAGAUAAGCACGAAUGUUUUGUAUUUAUAUCGGAUAAACUGGCGGAAGAAAUAACUUUAACGAUAGGCCAGGCGUUUGAAUUGGCUUACAAAAGGUUUCUUGAGACGUCGGGUCGCGACCUGGAGAGUCAGCGAAGGGCCAUGUUGACCCAACAGAAAAUAAAACGUCUCGAACAAGAAAACAACAUUUACAAAUUGAGGCUCCUGGAACUGUCGCAGUUUAAUAGUAUUAAACAUGAUCUGGACCAGUAUUUAAGGAAAAAGGAAAUCAAAAACAUUUUAGAGAUUCAGUUAGACAGUAACUUAAACAUUAAUAACGGCCAUACGGUCUAUAAUUCAGCUUCCUCGGGGACCAACAAUAACGAAAAUAAUACGAUAGACCUUAUCAGUACUGAUAAUAAUACUAAUGGGAAUUUGGCUCCACCGGUUCCUCCAAGACAAUUCGACAACGUUCCGUCAGUCGGUACGAAACUGGAAGGUCUACUUCUAGGUGAAUUGGAUCAGGACGAUGACGAUGAUGAUUUCGACCCUAGGUCUUACGAAAGCCAAAAUAAUACAUUCCAAAACACUCAUAAUAGUAGCAGUAAUGUAAAUAAUGGUACCGAAAGAAGUCCGCCUCCUUUACUGGCUCCUCCACCAAAAGCGGCGAGGCGUUUAAAUAUAACUAAUAAUAACAAUAAUUUAAUCGAGCAACCGCAAAAAACGUUCGGUCAGGAUCUGUUUGGGGUUCCUGCUUUUGGUUUACAGUCUGGAAUGACUUCACCUCCUACCAGUAUUACCAGUGCAAAGAUUUUGGACCCUUUCGAAAUGGGCGAUUUUGGUUCAGCUGCUACACCCCAAGACAUCGAGAAUGCGAUCGGGUUGUUGGAUAAAAGGAUUUUGGAAAUGAAGACUGGGUUUUGUCGCGGAAUAAGUUUCGGGAAUGAUGAUUUUUCUCUGGAAAGUUUGGAUCCAUUAAAAAAUUGAAUGGAAAAGAGGUCGCGAAUUAAACGAAAAAAAAGCUUCUUUUUUUAAUAAGAAAAUGAGUACGAAUCUCUAGUGAUAAUGUCCUAGAUCAAAAAGUAUUGUAACGAUAAGUGAAAAAACAAUAAUUAGGGAUAAGUGUCUAUUUUUAGAUGUAUUUUAUAUACAUAUGUUAUAACUUCUAUUUAAUUGCUUUAUUUUUGUUUCAAA
Agrilus planipennis (emerald ash borer) is the source of this 1427-nucleotide messenger RNA. It is a transcript of the gene ced-6, whose product is annotated as PTB domain-containing adapter protein ced-6. The record is from RefSeq and is a predicted model, not a curated record. Lineage: Eukaryota; Metazoa; Arthropoda; Insecta; Coleoptera; Buprestidae.